This is a messenger RNA of Melospiza georgiana, 1368 nucleotides long. RefSeq names its product unc-93 homolog A (gene UNC93A). The coding region runs from base 1 to 1368 and encodes 455 amino acids. Lineage: Eukaryota; Metazoa; Chordata; Aves; Passeriformes; Passerellidae. The record is from RefSeq and is a predicted model, not a curated record. The transcript is spliced from 8 exons.
AUGGAAAGGAAUCUUAAGAAUGUUUUGGUCAUUUCUUUCGGAUUUUUACUUCUCUUUACUGCUUACUCAGGACUCCAGAGCCUACAGAGCAGUCUCAAUGCAGAAGAAGGCCUGGGUGUUGCUUCCCUUAGUGUUCUGUAUGCUGCACUCACCUUAUCGUCCAUGUUCCUGCCUCCCAUCCUCAUCAAGAAGCUGGGCUGCAAGUGGACCAUCGCAGUCUCUAUGUGCUGCUACGUCGCCUACUCCUUAGGGAACUUCUAUGCUAGCUGGUACACACUUAUCCCUACCUCUAUGAUCCUGGGCUUAGGAGGAGCACCACUCUGGUCUGCCAAAUGCACUUACCUCACUAUUGCUGGCACUUUGUAUGCUGAGAAAGCAGGAAAAAGUGCUAAAGACAUUAUCAACCAAUACUUUGGGAUCUUCUUUCUGGUGUUUCAGACUUCCGGCGUCUGGGGAAAUCUUAUCUCAUCCUUGAUACUUAGCCAAUCUUCCAAUCAAGGGGAGAUCUCAGAAGAAGACCUGGAAUGCUGUGGAGCAUAUGACUGCCUGACUGAUACCACUAACAGCACUGGCUCAGAAAGACCCUCUGACUCCUUAAUCUACACACUGUUAGGGGUCUAUACUGGUAGUGGUGUGCUAGCCGUGUUGCUGGUUAUUAUAUUUCUGGACCAGAUCAAAUCUGACCAAGCAGAGACUGAGAAAGAAAAAACACCCUUUUGGUCUACGUUCCUAGCAACUUUGCGGCAUCUUAAAGAUAAAAGACAGUGUCUUCUAAUCCCUCUGACAAUGUACAGUGGGUUUGAACAGGCAUUUCUUAGUGGUGACUUCUCAAAGAGUUUUGUGACCUGUGCCCUGGGGAUACAGUAUGUUGGCUAUAUGAUGAUCUGCUUUGCAGGUAUAAAUUCCCUCUGCUCUCUGCUCUUUGGAAGGAUCUCCCAGUUCACGGGUAGAAAACUUCUAUUUGCAUUAGCUGCAGUUCUGAACACAAGCUGUUUAAUAACAGUACUGCUCUGGAAACCUGAUCCCAAGCAGCUUGCUGUGUUUUUUGUAAUCCCUGGUCUUUGGGGUGUAUCUGAUGCUGUUUGGCAAACACAAACUAAUGCACUUUAUGGCAUUUUAUUUGAGAAAAACAAGGAGGCUGCCUUUGCAAAUUACCGUCUCUGGGAAUCAGUUGGAUUUGUCAUCGCCUUCGCUUACAGCACCAAACUGCGAGUCUACAUCAAAGCCUCCAUUGUUCUGUCUGUGCUUGUGCUGUCCAUGCUGACCUACGGAGCAGUGGAGUACCUCGAGGCUAAGAGCUCCCCUGGGACACCUGCUGCUACAAAGAAGGAAAAUGGGGGACCCCACUCCCAGGAAACACACAUGUAA